AUGUCUGCUAGAGGGCUUAUGACUUUGCACCAGAGACUAGGCGCAAAAGUCACGAUCCAUUUGACUGUAUCGAAUCUAUUGGCUUCAACUUCACCUCAGCAAAAAGUUUGUAACUCGCAGCUUUUGCAUACGAGAGCGUUACACCAAUUUGUUUACAAAAAAACAAAUAUCGGUUCAACGACAAUUUAUUCGAAAAAUGCUGAAUGUUGGAAACGAUACUGGAAGCGUGGGCAAACCCAACCUAUUUAUAAUCCGACAUGGAACAUUCGUCAAUUAGUUAAUAAGUCUCAUACAACCCUACCAAAAGAAUUCACAAAACCUACAGUUAUUGAAAAUACUACCAAAGUAAACAAGGAUUGGAAAAUAAUUAAGAAUAUAUUAGGUUACAUAUGGCCGAGAGAUGAACCAGCUAUCAAAGUUCGUGUGAUUGCCGCCUUAUCACUGUUAAUUGCAGGAAAAUUGCUUAAUGUACAAGUUCCAUUUUUUUUUAAAAAUAUCGUUGAUUCUUUAAAUGUUGAUGUAACUCAAUUCGGAACAGUAUGGACUAUUGUUGGUUCAGUGAUAAUUGGAUAUGGUGCGGCUCGUAUUGGAGCGGCUGUAUUUCAGGAAUUAAGGAAUGCAAUCUUCGCCAAUGUAGCCCAAAAGGCUAUUCGUAAGGUUGCUAGGAAUGUGUUUAAUCACUUACAUCAACUUGAUUUAAAUUUCCAUUUGUCACGUCAAACUGGUGGUUUAAGUAGGGCGAUUGAUCGUGGAACGAAAGGUAUAAGCUUUUUGCUUUCUUCUCUUGUUUUUCAUGUAUUGCCUACCGCAUUGGAAAUAUCCAUCGUGUGUGGUAUUUUGGUUUAUAACUUCGGUACGCGCUAUGCAGCGGUUACAGCACUUACAUUAUUAACUUAUACCGUUUUCACUAUUCAAACAACUUCAUGGCGAACAAAAUUUAGAAGAAAGGCCAAUCAGGCUGAUAAUGAAGCUGCUACGGUUGCGGUUGAUUCCUUGAUUAACUAUGAAGCCGUAAAGUACUUUAACAAUGAGAAAUUUGAAGUGGAACAAUAUGAUAAUGCUUUAAAGAAAUAUGAGAAAGCAUCUCUUAAAAUUGCGACCUCCCUUAGCUUCCUCAAUUCGGGUCAAAAUAUGAUAUUUAGUAGUGCAUUGACCGCCAUGAUGUAUUUGGCUGCUCAGGGGAUUGUUUCAGGAAGUCUCACGAUUGGUGAUUUGGUAAUGGUUAAUCAACUCGUAUUUCAAUUAUCUUUCCCUCUUAAUUUUCUCGGCUCCGUAUAUAGGGAACUUCGUCAAAGUUUGAUUGAUAUGGAAGUUAUGUUCAAUUUACAAGGAGUGGAAGUUUCAAUUAAGGAUUCACCUAACGCAAAACCUUUAAUACUCAAAGGUGGCGAAAUAAAGUUUGAAGAUGUUGUAUUUGGAUAUCAUCCCGAUCGUCCAAUUUUGAAUGGAAUAAGUUUUACUAUACCAAGAGGAAAGAAAGUUGCGAUCGUCGGACCAAGUGGAUGUGGAAAGUCAACCAUACUCCGAUUACUUUUCCGUUUUUACGACCCACAAAAUGGUAAUAUAUAUAUCGACGGACAAAAUAUUAAAGAUGUAAAGUUAGAAAGUUUAAGAGCGAACAUCGGUGUUGAUACGUCUCUUUUUAACAAUACGAUUUAUCAUAACAUUGCUUAUGGUCAAAUGACGGCUGAUCGUGAAAAGGUUGAAUCCGCAGCCAAACGUGCGCGUAUACAUGACGUUAUUAUGUCAUUGCCAAAAAAAUAUGAAACACGAGUAGGUGAACGUGGAUUGAUGAUCUCUGGUGGUGAAAAGCAGAGGGUUGCACUAGCCAGAACAAUUUUGAAAGAUCCUCCAAUAAUAUUCUUUGAUGAGGCAACAUCUGCUUUAGAUACGCACACCGAACAAUCACUUCUAUCUAAUAUACGGAGUUUCCUUCAGGGAAGUAACAAAACCAGCAUGUUUGUCGCACAUCGUUUAAGAUCUAUUGCUGAUGCUGAUGUGAUAAUCGUGUUAAGGGAUGGAGUUAUAAUUGAACAAGGAACCCAUGAUAUUCUUGUUCAAUAUGAUGGAAUCUAUCGAGAUAUGUGGUUCACACAAGAAAUGGCCGAUCCCGCUUUUGAUGAGGAGGAGGAAGAAUUCUCGAGGAAGUUAAAUGAAUUAUAA
Molecule: messenger RNA, 2163 nt
Organism: Funneliformis geosporum
Lineage: Eukaryota; Fungi; Glomeromycota; Glomeromycetes; Glomerales; Glomeraceae
Source: the annotation of a GenBank genome assembly